This is a messenger RNA of Phragmites australis (common reed), 2135 nucleotides long. RefSeq names its product calmodulin-binding receptor-like cytoplasmic kinase 2. The record is from RefSeq and is a predicted model, not a curated record. Gene Ontology annotation, molecular function: protein kinase activity; ATP binding. Bases 570 to 1925 code for a protein of 451 amino acids. Gene Ontology annotation, biological process: protein phosphorylation. The transcript is spliced from 6 exons. Lineage: Eukaryota; Viridiplantae; Streptophyta; Magnoliopsida; Poales; Poaceae.
AGGGAGGUGAUAUGUAAUCAAGACUGGAAUCAAGUGCUUCAUUUUGUUAAAAAGAAAUAUUCUUGGAGGUGAUUGUAGAUAAGUAGUUCAUGAUCAAAAUGCAGAAAGGUGUCAGGAAAUUUCUCAUCUGUAGUAGCGCAAGAGAUCAUGCAGCUAAGCUUUCGAAGGGCCUCAGCAGUAUCUGUGACAUCAAAGAACAUAAUCUUUUGAACGCUUCGGAGCUAGCGUUCAAGCUUCAGAGUAGAGGCUUCUCUCUGGCAAUGGAAAUGUGGAACAUAAUCACACAAAAAAAGGAAAUGUGGAACAUAAUACUCUGACAUCCUCCACCAAUUAAAUUAUGUGAACGGUAGCUGUCAUACAUACAUCUAGUCAUAUACUCCUAGGGACUAACCUCACUGGCUUGGCUUGAAACCAAAUCAACAACCUUUUUAUGAUAAUAAAGAUGUAUCCACCGGGUCAAACUUGAAUCAGUCAAUUGCCUCCGAGUCUACAAAAGCUAAGAACCAGACGAACAUGGCACCUGAUUAUGUGAGAGCAAUUGUGCAAGCCAUCUUCGAAUCUCAUCAACUAUGCAGGCAGGGCAUAACCGGGCAUUCACCACCGGCCAUGGAGGUUUCUCUAGCUUCAACCAUGAAUUUCAGUCAGAUCCUGGGUUCUCUGUGACCUCCACCUACACACCUCGUUCUCGUGUGGUCAACAAGGUCAGGAGCUCAAGAUCAUUCUGGGAAGUAGCUGGUGCCAUUGUAGGGUCAUGCGCAAACUGUUCUGCUCCUCGUCGAUUUAAAGUCAAGGAAGGCCACGAGAAUCCACCAACUGAUGGCCAUGAUGUGUCUGUUAGUUCCAUAGUCUCAAGAAUUUCAUCAGCAAGUAGCUCAAGCACUAAUACAUCCAGACUGGGAAGCGACAACAGCCAAAAGAAGUCAUGGCAAGAGCAAUUCUCGUUUCAGGAAAUUUGCAAGGCUACUUCAAACUUCAGUGAACAAAACAAAAUUGGGUUAGGGAAUUUCGGCACUGUGUAUAAGGCGACACUCAGGGAUGGAUCCAUCAUAGCUGUAAAGCGGGCAACUAAGAACAUGUACGGCGGGCAUCUAUCUUCAGAGUUUAGAAGUGAAAUCCACACACUGUCAAACGUCGAACAUUUGAACUUGGUGAAGUUUAUUGGGUACGUGGAGUACGAGGAUGAACGCCUAAUUAUGGUUGAGUAUGUCAAUAACGGAACACUUCGACAGCACUUGGACGGAUCUCGAAGAGAACCAUUGGAAUUUUCACAGCGUCUCAACAUUGCUAUUGACAUAGUUCAUGCCAUUGCCUACUUACAUGGAUACACAGAUCAUCCAAUCAUCCACCGUGACAUCAAGUCGUCCAACAUUCUCCUAACAGAGCACCUACGAGCAAAGCUUGCCGAUUUUGGCUUCGCACGCCUAGCCCCAGACAACCCUGAAGCGACCCACGUCUCAACGCUAGUGAAGGGGACGGCCGGAUACGUGGACCCUGAUUACCUGAGCACGAACCAGCUCACCGACCGCAGCGAUGUCUACUCCUUCGGCGUCCUCCUCGUCGAGCUCAUCAGCGGCCGACGCCCUAUCGAGCGCGGCCGCGGCCGCCGCCAACGCCUGACCACUCAAUGGGCGCUGCGGAAGUGCAGGGAGGGCGACGCGGUGGUGGCGAUGGACCCCCGGAUGCGGAGGAGCAGCGCGGCCGUGGCAGCGGUGGAGAAGGUGAUGGCGCUGGCGGCGGAGUGCACGGCUCCAGAUCGCGCGGCGCGGCCGGCCAUGCGGCGGUGCGCCGAGGUGCUCUGGUCCGUGAGACGCGACUUCCAGCACGAGCAGCAGCGCGCGGCGGCCGCAGCCGCGGGCGCAGGAGCAGGAGCGAGGCGGCACGAUGGCUCGACGUACGCACCGCCGUCGGUGACGAGUACGACGUAGGAGAGGUUGAGAAGCUGAGAUGCUUUCAGACACGAAGUUGACGAGAACACGAUGGAAAUUGGUGCGGACUGCCGUUGACUUGGUUGAAAAACUCGAUCACAGAGAGAGCCUUAAAAGGAAAACUGGUUUUGUAGCAUUUCAAAUUCGGACUAAACCAUUGCAGCAUUUUGGCUCAUUUUUAGUACCCGUGAAGUUUGCCUUUGAUUCGUA